This is a messenger RNA of Ipomoea nil (Japanese morning glory), 1459 nucleotides long. RefSeq names its product D-cysteine desulfhydrase 2, mitochondrial. The coding region runs from base 18 to 1349 and encodes 443 amino acids. The transcript has 7 exons. The record is from RefSeq and is a predicted model, not a curated record. NCBI's taxonomy places the organism in Eukaryota, Viridiplantae, Streptophyta, Magnoliopsida, Solanales, Convolvulaceae. Gene Ontology annotation, molecular function: D-cysteine desulfhydrase activity.
AUCUGUGAUUUCGAAACAUGAGACUUAAAAUGAUGCCCAGAAAUGGCGUGCUUUCAACUUUAACUUUUAGCUGCAGAAUUCAUUGUAGAGGGUCUGUUCGGAAUUGUAUUCAGGGUGCUUUGGAACUCAGUGUGCAUAACGAGGAGUUUGUCUCAAAAUUGCUCAAUAGAAAAUGGGCACUGAGGAGCGCUGCUACCCAAAUUCACCAAAUAAUGGUAUCAAAUCAGUACAGAGAGCAGGGAGAUGCUUUUGAUAAUGUUUCUUUUGUCAAUAUUCAACAACCUUCCUUGGGCAAGAGCUUGGUGGCUGAAAACCACUGCCAGCCAUCCUUUUAUGUGGUGAGGGAUGAUUUGUUGCAUCCCCUGGUGAAUGGUAACAAGGCAAGGAAACUGGAUGCGCUGCUCCCUCUCCUCCAACAUAAUUCAGUAACUGAUGUGGUUACAUGUGGAGGUUGUCAAAGUGCACAUGCAGCUGCUGUUGCUGUCUCAUGUGCUGAGAGGGGACUGAAGUCACAUUUACUUCUUCGUGGUGAACAGCCUGAAACUCUCACUGGCUACAAUUUAAUUUCCACAAUGUAUGGCAAUGUUAGAUAUGUCCCAAGAUCUCUAUAUGCCAAGAGAGAAGAAAUGCUCGCAAUGCAUGCCAAUAAGGUGGCAGGCAGUGAUGGGUCAAUUGUCUCACUUGGUGAACUUCUGGACGCUUCUUUCUCUAAUCAAGGAUUCGAUGAACAGUCUGUGCAAGUGGCUACUCGUUCAUAUGCAGAAAGUGAAAAGAAGGUGGUAAUUAUUAAUGAAGGUGCUGGAGAUGUUGUAGGAUUACUAGGUGCCAUACGGCUUGUGGAAUACUUGUCGCAGGAACAUUUAUUUGGAAGAAAUCAGGCACUUAAGAUUAUUGUAGAUGCUGGUACAGGUACUACUGCCAUUGGUUUAGGACUUGGAGCUGUUUGCCUAGGGCUCCCAUGGAAAGUCACUGCAGUUAUGCUGGCUGACACUAUUGAGGGAUAUAGACAAAAGGAGAAAAGUCUAAUUUCUGAGUUUUGUGUGAGUUUUAAUCUCCCUGAUAUUGACCCAUUGUUGAGCAAAGGACGUGGAGUUGUGCACUGGGUAGAACGCAGCUUACCAAGAAAAUUUGGCAAAGUGUUGAAAGGUGAAGUCGAGAAAUGCCAAAGAAUUGCCCGGGAUACGGGUGUUCUUGUUGAUCCUGUGUACACUCUCGCUGCUUGGGAACUGGGUAUGCGAUUUAGUCGCGAGGAAGGUGCGAAGGCCGUGAUGCUUCACACAGGAGGCACACUCGGUAUGUUUGGAUUGGCUCAGCGGUACAGAUCUUACUUUCAAAUGUUGAAUGAAUGAAUUUUUGGUGGCUUUCUUGUGACUGCAUUGCAUAAUAGGGCAAUCAAGUUGGCUAUUUGGUGGCUUUCUUGUGAUUAAAAACAAACAAAAUUUGCAGCAUUGAUGAGUAA